AUGCGCAACAGCCGUGCGUCCGAUCGGCACCUGAUGUCUGACGCUGUGGGCAACAUCUUCACCGGAUGCAAGCACUUGGUCAGCCUCGACCUCACUUGGCCAGAUGAACGCGGCCCCCACGACCACAUCCCUGACGAACGCGCCCCAGUUCUUCCGCCUUCCAUCAGCUGCGAGCAAUUCACCUUUCUCCGCGUCAAGUCUGUGCAGUUUGCCGAGUUGCCAACCGAUUUCGGCAGCCUGUCACGGCUAAGAGACUCUCGAGAGCUGUCCCAUGAUUCGCCUGCCCGACGACUUCGGGGGACUUGCGAAGCCGAGGAAGCUGCAGCUGAGUUCGUAGAGAUUGCUGAGCUGCCGGACUCGCUGGGAGACCUUCCAAACCUCUCUGAGCUGUCCAUAGAGUCACGCUCAUGGCUAUCCGCACUGCCAGAAAACAUCCACCAGCUGUCCAAUCUCAAAGAACUGCGCAGGCGAGGCUUAAGCGCCCUACGUGCCCUUCCCGAUUCGCUCGUAAGGCUGCCUGCACUGCAGUGCUUGCACAUUAGGGAGUGCGACCGCUUGACACAGCUUCCCCCCUCGCUCUCCAUGUGCGUCACACUUCAGCUUCUCACCGUCAAAUCCUGCUACUUUAUGGAAUUGCUGCCGGAUGCAGUUGUUUUAAAGCCUUUGGAAGGGAAAAAAUACAAAAAAAAAAAAAAAAAAACGAAGGCGAGCUAG
Messenger RNA from Closterium sp. Yama58-4, 714 nucleotides. The record is from the annotation of a GenBank genome assembly. Lineage: Eukaryota; Viridiplantae; Streptophyta; Zygnematophyceae; Desmidiales; Closteriaceae.